AUGCUCGGAAGUAGAUUAGAGGAACUAGCCUAUGGGAAUUUUAAUUCUAAAAGAGAAAAGAAGAACAAGAGUCUAGAAAAUCAAGGAAGUGAGGCAGAUGUGGAGGCAGCCAUAGUGCACAGCCGAAAUGGCAUGAUCUUGAAGCUCCACUUCCACAAGGAUUGGCAGCAGCGAGUGGAUACUUGGUUCAACCAGCUGGCAAGCAAGAUCCGCAGACUCAAGGCUCUGCAAGAGAAAGCACUCGGCAUGGCCCCUUGUCCUGCAUCGGGUCCCAUCAGGCCCAUCGUGAGGUGCCCUACAGUUAGCUACCACACCAAGGUCCGAGCUGGCGGGGGCUUCAGCCUGGAGGAACUUAGGGUGGCUGGUAUCCACAAGAAAAUGGCUCGCACCAUCGGCAUCUCUGCGGACCCAAGGAGGCGAAACAAAUCCACGGAAUCACUGCAGGCCACCGUGCAGCGCCUGAAGGAGUACUGCUCCAAGCUCAUCCUCUUCCCCAGGAAGCCUUCUGCUCCAAAGAAGGGAGACGGUUCUGCCGAAGAUCUCAAAUUGGCCACCCAGCUGACAGGACCCGUGAUGCCCAUCCGGAAUGUGUACAAAAAGGAAAAGGCCAGAGUCAUAACGGAAGAAGAGAAGAACUUCAAGGCUUUUGUCAGUCUCCUCCUGUCCCGUGCCAAUGCCUGGCUCCUCUUUGGCAUACGAGCAAAAAAGGUGAAGGGAGCCGCAGAGCAAGACGUUGAGAAGAAAAAGUAA
Messenger RNA from Arvicanthis niloticus (Nile rat), 750 nucleotides. Lineage: Eukaryota; Metazoa; Chordata; Mammalia; Rodentia; Muridae. The record is from RefSeq and is a predicted model, not a curated record.